Molecule: messenger RNA, 1023 nt
Organism: Punctularia strigosozonata HHB-11173 SS5
Lineage: Eukaryota; Fungi; Basidiomycota; Agaricomycetes; Corticiales; Punctulariaceae
Product: NAD(P)-binding protein
Exons: 8
Coding region: 1-1023 (340 amino acids)
Molecular function (GO): oxidoreductase activity
Source: RefSeq, a predicted model, not a curated record
AUGUGCCCUCAUUCGAGCUGCGCCUUUCCGGAUUUCUAUCGGUAUAUAGGGCGGGCGUCAAGAGCUCAUGCCGAUCGAAGAACAUUCUCAAGCUCAGUCUCUGCGCUCCCGGUUCGUACGUGUCGACGUUGCCUUAUCCUCGUCACUGGCAAGGCUGCGAUAACGCCCAUCCUGGACGAGCAACUACUCGCCUAUGCUGAGCGCUGCAAAGGGAAGGUCGUUCUCAUCACCGGUAACAUCUAUGACUUAAGUUAUGUUUCGACUUCGCUGACGCCGCCUAUUAGCGCAAUCGUCGUCAUCGGAGACGUCGAUGUCGCUAGUGCUGAAGCAGUUGUUUCUGAAGUCCAGCGCGCUCGAGGGCAGGCAGCGUUCAAGCCGUGCGAUGUACUCUCUUGUGAUGACCAGGUUGCGCUCUUCGACUUCGCAAUCGAGCGAUACGGGUCUGUUGAUAUAGUAAUUCCGAACGCAGGUGUCAGCGAGAUAGGCCGCUUCUCUCUCCCGACCUUGUCAGCAGGACCCAAUCCUCGCCAGCUGAAGCCAAACCUGAAGACAUUGGAUAUCAAUUUGACUAGCGUGCUUUACACGGUCAAUCUCGCUCAGCAUUACCUGAAUGUCAACAGGAUUCCGGGUUCUGGUAUAGCAUCAAUGGCAUCCUGGGCGGCCCUUUCCGGAGGUCCGCUGUAUAGCGUGGCGAAGCAUGGCUUACUUGGUCUGAUGCGCUCGUUCGCUCCCGUAUAUGCGAAGGAGAGCAUGAGAAUAUCAAGCAUUCACCCCUGGUUCGCAGACACAAAUGUCCUUAGCACUCCAUUGAAGGUUACGUUAGCAGGAAUUCCCUUGACCCCCGUCGGUCGAAUAGCAGGCGAGUGUGCAAUCGUAUAUACUGCUACGGAUCCGAACCCGUCGACAAACGGAUGUCCGUGGUUACUACCGGAUGACGGUCCCCUCGUCCUUCUCGAGCAAGAAAGGCUUCGAGAGGGUGUACAUCAAUUACUGAACGAUCGCUGGAUGAGGGUCGUUCGGUGA